Messenger RNA from Frankliniella occidentalis (western flower thrips), 1688 nucleotides. RefSeq names its product glycylpeptide N-tetradecanoyltransferase 1 (gene Nmt). Lineage: Eukaryota; Metazoa; Arthropoda; Insecta; Thysanoptera; Thripidae. Gene Ontology annotation, molecular function: glycylpeptide N-tetradecanoyltransferase activity. The transcript has 10 exons. Gene Ontology annotation, cellular component: cytoplasm. Gene Ontology annotation, biological process: N-terminal peptidyl-glycine N-myristoylation. The record is from RefSeq and is a predicted model, not a curated record. The coding region runs from base 124 to 1524 and encodes 466 amino acids.
GAGAGCGGAGGAAGGAGCGGCCCCCGGAGCGGAGAGUGAACUUGGAGAAAGACUGGGGUGGAUUUGGUCCUACCACCCCUUACUGCGACUUUUUUAAGGCUUUGAAAUCUUUUCUAAAAGAAUAUGGAAGAGAAAAACGUUGACAAGGAGUCGCAAAAUGGACCUGAAUCCAAAUCGAAGAGUGCGAAGAAGAGAAACCGUCACAAGAAAGGGCCAGUGGAAGUAAUAGACUCUGAUAAAUCAGCAGAACUAAAUCUUGAAGAUGGUGAUGCCCAAGGGUCACGUAGUUUUUCCAUUCAGGACAUUCGGAAAGCAAUGGAAGUUCUCUCAUUUCAACAGAAACCAGCAAAAACUACGGAGGAGGCAUUGCAAAAGCAGUACAAAUUUUGGAGCACUCAACCCGUGCCGAAAAUGGAUGAGAAGAUUCAGAACAAUGAACCAAUAGAACCGGACAGACGCCCAGAUGAAAUUCGACCUACACCAUUUUCAUUACCUGAUGGGUUUGUUUGGGAUACUCUCAAUCUUGAUGAGCCUUUAAUUCUCACUGAACUUUAUACACUUCUGAACGAAAACUAUGUGGAAGAUGAUGACUCCAUGUUCCGUUUUGAUUAUCAACAACAGUUCCUCAAGUGGGCACUGCAGCCUCCAGGAUGGCUAAGAGAAUGGCACGUAGGAGUGAGAGUUGAGAAAAGUGGCCGUCUUGUGGGAUUCAUAAGUGCUAUUCCUGCCACACUAAGCAUCUAUAAGCAUUCUCAAAAAAUGGUGGAAAUUAAUUUCUUGUGUGUUCACAAGAAACUAAGGAGCAAAAGAGUUGCCCCUGUACUCAUCAGGGAGAUCACCAGGAGAGUGAAUCAAAAAGGAAUCUUUCAAGCGGUCUAUACAGCUGGAGUUGUUCUGCCCAAGCCUGUAGGCACUUGCCGAUAUUGGCAUAGAUCUCUCAAUCCUAAGAAAUUGAUCGAAGUCAAAUUUUCGCACCUUAGUAGGAAUAUGACUAUGCAACGUACUCUGAAAUUGUUCAAGCUCCCAGAAAGUACCAAAACACCUGGGUUUAGAGUGAUGCGACAAAGUGACAUUCCAGCAGCACAUAAAUUGCUUAUGGAUUAUUUACGCCGCUUUGACAUGGUUCCUGUUUUUACUGAAGAGGAUUUCAGACACUGGUUUGCACCUCAGGAUGGCAUUGUUGAUAGUUUUGUUGUUGACAAUGGCAGAGAGCUCACAGAUUUUGUUAGUUUUUACACACUGCCGUCUACUGUGAUGCAUCAUCCUGUCCACAAGACUUUGAAAGCAGCUUACUCAUUUUACAAUGUAUCCAACAAAACAGGCUGGAUAGAUCUUAUGAAUGAUGCAUUGAUUGCUGCUCGUGAUAUGGGCUUUGAUGUGUUCAAUGCCUUGGACUUGAUGGAAAACAAGGAGUUUCUAGAGCCUCUCAAAUUUGGUAUUGGUGAUGGGAACUUGCAGUACUAUCUGUACAACUGGCGAUGCCCUGCUAUGCAGCCCAACAAGAUUGGCCUUGUUCUUCAAUGAGAAUGUCUAGUUUAUCACAAAUGGUGGGCACAGAGGAUGUAUUUAGCAAACUCGUAUCUCACCAUCUGACUGACUCACAGUCAAAUCAAGUGUGAAAGGCACAACAUUAUAUGUGAAUCAAACAUGCAUGAAUUACUGUUAAUAAAUUAAUCCAAAUCUUGGAA